UGAUCCAAUAACUAGCUUACAUAAAAACUAGUUUAGUUAAGUUGACUUACAUAAAAAGUUGGUAAAAAAAAAAAAAGAAAGAGAGAAAAAGAAAGGACAAAAAAGAGAUUAGCAGCAAGAAGAAGAAAAUGAGAGAAAACGGCCAAAGUGAGUCCCCAAAUCCAAAUGCAUUCCGAAGAUAAAGCAGCAGUACCAGUGGAUUCUGAAUGACAUAUCUUCCAUGCUCAUUUUGUCCGCACACCCAAUUUCAAUUUAACCAAAUUUUUCUGGGAAAUCUUCUAACCAAUAAAAACUCUUACUUUACUUUUCUCUCUGCUUAAAUCUGCUGUCUUUUUGAUUGAAAUGGAGAUCGACAAAGCAAUUGGAGAUUGCAAUGAUCGAAGGCUGAAAACUAAGUACAACACUGCUGUUUAUGUCAUUCAGAGAGCUCUUGCUCUUUACAACAUUGAAGAGGUAGCUUUCAGCUUCAAUGGAGGGAAAGAUUCAACUGUUUUGUUGCAUCUACUAAGAGCUGGGCACUAUCUGCACCAACAGAAGCAAGCAAAGCAUGAUGAAGAUCCUGCACAUGAUCACUGCAAAUUUGCAAUUAGGACAAUAUAUUUUGAGAGCCCUAGUGCUUUUCCUGAAAUAAAUUCGUUCACUUAUGAAACAGCUACUACCUAUAAUUUGCAAUUAGACAUCAUUCGCCAGGAUUUUAAAUCUGGACUGGAGGGUUUGCUGAAGACUAAGCCUAUCAGAGCCAUUUUUCUAGGUGUCCGUAUAGGUGAUCCUACAGCGGUAGGCCAAGAGCAGUUCUCACCUAGUUCUCCUGGAUGGCCACCAUUUAUGAGAGUGAACCCCAUCCUAGAUUGGUCUUAUAGAGAUGUGUGGGCUUUCCUAUUGAAUUCCAAGGUACCUUACUGCAGCCUCUAUGAUCAAGGAUAUACUUCAGUCGGAAGUAUAUAUGAUACAGUUCCAAAUAAGCUGCUGUCUGUUAGCAAUCCCUCCAGCGGUAAAGUAGAGUAUAGGCCAGCGUACAUGCUUGCAGAUGGAAGAUCAGAAAGAGCCGGGAGAGCAAGGAAAUCUACUUAUGGAGCUGACAGUAGUAUUUCUCUGAGCAAUGGAGCAAGCAACGUGGAAUCACUACAAACUUGUAUUCCGACAGCUUCUGUUAUUGGUGUCGGGGAUGAGAUUCUGCUUGGUACUGUUGAGGAUCUUGUGGGGCCAUCGUUAUGCAGAAGACUCCAUUCCAUUGGUUGGCAAGUCACACAAUUUGAUGUCCUCCGAAGUGAUAUAGAUGCUGUUGCUGAAAGUGUUGAACGACAAAAGUCUACAAAUGACAUGGUAUUUAUCUAUGGUGGGAUUGGUCCAUUGCAUUCAGAUGCUACUCUUGCCGGCAUCGCAAAAGCAUUUGGUGUCCGCCUGGCACCUGAUGAAGAGUUUGAAGAAUACCUAACAAACAUUGUGGGCUAUCAGCAUACUGGUGACAGGAAUGAGAUGGCUCAACUACCAGAAGGUAUCACCGAGCUGUUGCAUCAUGAAAACCUGCCUGUGCCAUUGAUGAAGUGCCAGAAUGUGAUCGUACUUAUGGCAACAAAUCCACUGGAGCUGGACAAAGAAUGGAAUUGCUUGAUUGAGCUUACAGCUUCUAGUGGGCUUUUAACAUUGACAAAACCUUUUUCUUCUAAGUAUCUGACAACUAUUCUUUCAGAUGUGGAAGUUGCUCAGCCAUUGUCUGCACUGCGUCUUGACUUUCCUGAUCUGUAUAUUGGGUGCUAUCGGAAAUCCAGGAGUGGGCCUCUUGUGAUUACUUUGUUAGGGAAGGACCAAGGGAAAGUGCAGCUGGCAACUGAAGCACUUAUGAAGAAGUUUCAUCCAGGCUUUCCUCACUGCCUCGAUGAUCUUGGAGGCAGGUCAAUGUGGCGUGGCCUUAGAAAACUCGAAAUAUUGCACUAUGCACGAAAAUGGUUUCUCUUAGGGCUCUUCUUUUAGCUGAAUUUUUCUAGCUAAAAGUUGCAGAAUCUCUAUCCACCAGAUAACAUAUACGUUUAUAUAGAUUUGCAAAUGUAAAGAGAGGAUAAUAAACUAAACUUCGUAAUGGUCAUCUUCUCAAAUUUGUAUCUACUUUUAGAACAGGAUCAUUGUCCAAAAUGUUGAGUGAAAUUUCGGAUGCGUAUUCAUACCCGAUACUCAGUAAUUUUGUUCGAGUAACAUAUAUAGUUCCGGAGUGACAAUAUGGACACCUAAGAAUUGAGUGAAAGAUAGAAUGGGAUAUUUGUCGGUUGUAUCUCUUUAGUAGCUCAAGCCCAGUUGGAGUCCUAAGGCAGCAUGGACAACAAAGAGUGUCAUGAUCCCACUGCCUAAGAUGCCAUGAACAUUCCUUAGCCCAGGAUUUCC
Molecule: messenger RNA, 2376 nt
Organism: Beta vulgaris subsp. vulgaris (sugar beet)
Lineage: Eukaryota; Viridiplantae; Streptophyta; Magnoliopsida; Caryophyllales; Amaranthaceae
Exons: 18
Coding region: 343-1971 (542 amino acids)
Biological process (GO): FAD biosynthetic process
Molecular function (GO): FMN adenylyltransferase activity
Source: RefSeq, a predicted model, not a curated record